CAAAAAAUGAAAUUCUGAAAACUCUUGUUCGCAGCUCACGGAUCGCACGCAAAAGACGCGAAAUGGGUGGUGAAAGAGAUGUAUCACCCAAUAGGGAGCGACAUCGAAGGAGGCAUUCAAGUUCCUCUUCUUCUAGUUCCCGAGAUUUAAACCGCAGAGAUCGCCAAGAAAAGCCAAGAAGUGUCUCUCCCACAAUGAGGCGAGAUCGAGAGCGGCAGAGUCGUAAACGCGAUAGAGGGCGAUCCAGCAGUAGCAGUGCAUCGUCUUCGAGUCGUGGGCGAAGCAAACAUAGGAAGAAGCACAAACGGCGUCAUUCAUCGAGUCGUUCCUCAUCAUCAUCGUCAUCAUCGGCAUCAUCUUCUUCCUCUUCCAGUAGAUCUUCAUCAAGCUCCUCAAGUGUCAGUUCAUCAUCCAGUCGAGAGAGAAAAAGACACAAAAAGAAGAGGAGGAAAGAACCCAAGUCAAAAAGGAGACACAAGAAGAGUCACAAAAAGAAGUCGAAGGGAAAGAAGAAGACUGAGGACAAGUCCCCAUCAGGACCAGUGCCGCUCUCCAAGUUCAUCAAGGAUAAAAAGAAGCAGGACGGCAAAAGGAGUAUAAUCUCGGGGAAGAAGAUCAAGAUGAAAGUCAAGAAAUCCAGCAAAGACAAAGAGCGUGAUCUGAAUAGACGCGAGCUGCUCAACUUUUUGAAUUCCACAAUGUAACACACGAAAAGCGGACGACUUAGCGACCAUGGCAACAUGUGCUGACCUCCGAAUUCUGAAGUGACUGGCUGGCUUAACGGAGAUUACUCCAGUUUGCAAAGCUGUGUAACUCUUCAUUAUAAGACAAUAGAACAUAAAUGCUGCAGGAGUGUGGUUUGUUCUGCAGACCUGUGGAAUCUCUGCUUAUUCAGUGGAUGGUACUAGUGUUAGCAAUUCAUCAGAGCCAGUGUUUGAAGGACAGGUACAUGCACGCCCUGGUUCUAGAGCAGAUGACGAGGAGAACGGCGCAACCAAUUUUUAUCUGAAUGUAACACCUGUAGCAUAAUUGAAGACAAAUGUGAUCAAUCGUGGGCCCAAAGAGGCAAUGGCACUGAAAUGGACUUGAGUGUAUCACUAUCGCUCAUAUAUGAGACUUGUUCUGUCGAAAACACUCUUCCAGGCAACUAGCUGAACACGGGUUGAUUAAGUGUUGCGAAGAUACAGCUCUGCCCUCACACAAUGACACUUUCAUUUUUCAAAACAGAGGUUUGUGAAUUGUGAUGUCGCAAAAGUGGCAGUAGAAACAUUGCCUGUUAAGAGUUUCUU
Messenger RNA from Patiria miniata (bat star), 1289 nucleotides. RefSeq names its product DNA topoisomerase 1-like. The record is from RefSeq and is a predicted model, not a curated record. The coding region runs from base 63 to 704 and encodes 213 amino acids. NCBI's taxonomy places the organism in Eukaryota, Metazoa, Echinodermata, Asteroidea, Valvatida, Asterinidae. The transcript is spliced from 6 exons.